AUGGCUCAGAAACAUUCUCAUGUCCCAAAAAUUGGUAACUGGGAUAAAGAUAAUAUCCUAUACACAACCUACUUUGAGAAUGCACGCAAAGAGAAAGCAGGAAAACACAAUAUUGAGGGAUAUGUGGGGCACAAUCCUCAAAGGAGACAGAGAAGUAUCAGGUCAGAAUCUGGAAAUAAAAGCCAUUCUGAUUAUUCACAUCUAAAGCCUGGUCACAGACCUUUAAAAUCUGAUCAAAAGAAGAGUCCCAGCAGAGGAAGUAACAGCUUCUAUCCAUCACGGCAUCAUGGAACAGCUUUUGUACCCAAAUUUGGGGCUUGGGAUGAAGCUGACCCGAAAUCAGGUGAACGUUUUACUGUCAAAUUCAACAAAGUGAAGGAGGAGAAACAACUUUUUCCUACCAGGUUCCCAACUGUGAAUUCACAAGCAAUAAGUCUUGCAGAUGGUCAGAGUAAUGAUACUGCAGCUUCUCCCUCCAAAUCAAAGGGGAGAGCAGAAGUCCCUGUAGAAACCGGAGACCUUAUGUUUCGGUUUCGGUUCCUACCCAUAACUGACUCAUUUCGGACCAAGUAG
Mangifera indica (mango) is the source of this 573-nucleotide messenger RNA. Its product is annotated as RPM1-interacting protein 4-like. Lineage: Eukaryota; Viridiplantae; Streptophyta; Magnoliopsida; Sapindales; Anacardiaceae. The record is from RefSeq and is a predicted model, not a curated record. The transcript has 5 exons. The coding region runs from base 1 to 573 and encodes 190 amino acids.